AGCAGCUCAGACUUGCAGUUUAUCAGCAAGAGAGAAGACGCGAAAGAUGUCCAUCGUGAAAACCACCGUGAAUCUCCAGAGGAUUGACUGGCUGCUGCCGAAAGGUGCAGUCAGUGUGCGGAUCGCCCCGGAAUACAUCCCCGGUCCAGUUGGCCGAGGACAAACCAGUUCCAGUGAUGCUGGCCGUCGGAAGAAGUGCCGCACCAGGCCGCCGGCAGCCAGCUCCCUGACCACGUCUGCCUCUCCUGGAUCUGCUGCCAUCCCGGUGGCAACCAGCAGGGGUCAGCAGGGCACAGGCCGCCGUAGAAAAACGGCGGGAGGCCGGUCAGGGCGAAGAAGGAGCCGGUCCGAUGUCGCCCAACAACUGCUGCUUGAAGCUCCUGAUCCUCGGUGGGACAUCGGCGAUGUGCUGGGAGCCUUGGAACGCGCUAAGGAUCGUCGCACCUUUUCCUGCAUUUGGAGCUGUUUCACUCCCUAGUUCUGCGACUUAACAGACUUUAGGCCGCCCUUUCUUUCUGUUUGGGACUGAUACAGAGGGACAGCCUGUAUUCUGUUACUCAUUGUUUGCACUCUUCAUAGUUUUCAACACUCAGAUUCUUGGUUAGAUUGUGGUAUUUUCUGGGAGGCUGAGCAGUGGCUGCCUCGAUUGAUCUGGCUGACUAAGAUUUGAUUGGUCUGGGGUGGUGGUGUUCACACUUUCACCUUGUGCAGUAUAUUUGUGUGGGGAUCAGUGUGGUGGAGCACAGGUGUGUGUGUGCGUGUGUGUGUGUGCGUGUGUGUGUGUGUGUGUGUGUGUCUGUGUGUGUGUGUCUGUGUGUGUGUGUGUUAGUUUAGGGGACUCUAUUCCCCCUUUUGAUCAACUUCCCCGGACACCUGUCUCUUGCUUGGGUUUAGUCAGCCGGUGGCCAAAGGCUGGUUGCUAGUUUAUUUUUUAAGGUUGUUGAUGCUAAAGCGCUUGUCUUGUUUCUUUGUUUUAUAUUUUCAACAACCUGUUAAUAGUACAAACACGUCUCCAGCUCCAUUCGGUAAAUGAACUUGUGUGCUCUUAAUUUAGAGUAAUUUUUCCUGUGGUGAAAUUCCCCAGGUGGUGUAGUCGUGUCCUUGUACUACUGACCGCUCUCUGCCACAAACACUUUACUCUGAACCUAACCCUAAUCCUAAACCUAACCAUAGCCCCAAACGUCAUGUCCUGCCACCUCCCUGACGUGGCUCUAAUAAGCCAUGCCUGCUGCUCAUUGGUCUCGUGUCUCGUUCCAUCCCUCAUGUUAAACACUCCCAGCUACUUCCAGUCUGUUCCCUUGUUAUUCCUGUAUAAGUGCUUCCUGGCCCUGUGUUCGCCAUUGAUGUGGUGCCCUCCAUGUUGCUUGUUCCCUAGCCUCCCAUCUUGAUCCCAGUAAAUCCCAGUUUAUUGUCUGACAACACCUGCUCCCAGAGUCGUUCAUCCUGGCACCCAACAGACUGACGGAACUCGACAAGCCCCAGUAGGUUCCCCAGGUCCCUACUGCCGAUCACUGCUGCUUGUGUCCAGCAUACCUAAUGUCGCUGGUUCAGGCCGCAGUACAUCUUUGCCCAGAGAGAAUGGCCCAUCUCUGACGGAUGGCAUAGCCGCCCUCUCCCCGGACUCCCAAGUGGAGGGUGUGACAGCUAUAGCGGAGAUCCUCAGGGCCCUCUGGAAUGGAGUGAGUGUGCUGAACCCCGCAGAGGUGGGGUGCUCUGGAGAAAAGGAGCCCGCCGUCUCCAUGUCGUUUGCCGUAGGGCAACCUGCGUCCUCAUUGUCACUUGAAGUCUGACAACAUGAUGCUUCUCUGGGAUUUACUGUGAUCCCCCUGUUCACCAAAACAUGCUCCCCAAAGCUCUCCAGCACAGAAGAACAGGCUUCACUCCUAGUUCUAUGGUUGUCAGAGUGCUGGACCACAGUAGAGGUCGGACUUUGCUUUGGUUUUAUUGGAAGUCUGCACACAAUACAGAUGUUUCCUACUGUCCUUCGUUCCAAUUAAAUGUGGAAACGUUUUGUCAGCUGGCUGGACAAGACCCUACUGCCUCUUUUAAUAGUACACAUAGUAGUGAGCAGUGGUGACGUAAUGGUUAGGGAAGCGCACUCGUGAUUGAAAGACACUGCAUCUACAGUAUCUGGCCCAGGAGAGCCAGCCAUUGCAGUCGUUACAUCCGCACUUAAGGCUCCCGGCCCAGAGGGCCGCUCAGGCCGCACCCACAGUGUCCAACACAGAUGAGGCCUUGGUUGCCUCUAGGCUUCUCAUAGAAUCUGACACGGUUCCCUGGUAACCAGCCGACACCUGCCACACUGCUCCAUAAUGUCCGGCCAGCGUCCACCUCUCUGUCCCCUGAUGCCUGGCCAGCACCCACGUCAAUGUCCCCAGACGUCCAGCCGGUGCCCACCUCAUCUCCUGACGGCCUGCUGGUGCCCACUUUCUAUCCUGAUGUCCCACCGGCACAUGCCUGCAGGCUGCCACCAGCCCAGAGAAGAUGGAUCCAGAGGAUGUCCUGCUAGAGUGCCCUGGGUCCUGAUACGUGGGUCCCUCCUUCAUCCCAGACUCUGGUUACUCUGGUCCCACUUUCUGGUCACCAGUAUCAACAGGAGCCCAAGAAAGCGGCAGGCAGAAUGUCUGUCUCCCAGAGAGGGUUUGCCAGUCUCUGUUCUUGCCCUGUAUGUCCCUUGUCAUCUUCAUGUUCCUCUCCUGUUGUCUCCUUGCUGCUCUACUGUUCUGCGGUUCUCUCAUCGCCCGCCAACCCCUCAUGUCCUCCUGCCCUGCUGGCCCUCCCAGACCCUCUAGU
This is a messenger RNA of Brienomyrus brachyistius, 2793 nucleotides long. RefSeq lists its product as uncharacterized. The transcript has 3 exons. The record is from RefSeq and is a predicted model, not a curated record. NCBI's taxonomy places the organism in Eukaryota, Metazoa, Chordata, Actinopteri, Osteoglossiformes, Mormyridae. The coding region runs from base 47 to 478 and encodes 143 amino acids.